AUGACACCGAUUGGUCGCAGUCACAUUUCAUUGGAAAAAUACCACCUAUUAUCCGAUGCGACCAUGGACACUUUAUUAGAAUCCUUGGAAAAUCUGCUGGAUGUCUUGGGAAACCCAAGCUAUGAGGUGGAAUACCACAGUGGUGUCCUGACGCUUUCUUUAGGCGAGCAUGGAACCUACGUUAUUAACAAGCAGCCUCCGAACAAACAAAUAUGGUUAUCGUCACCGUUCAGUGGUCCAAAACGCUACGACUACUCUGAAGCUGACGACGACUGGGUUUAUUCUCGGGACGGCCUUGGUUUGGGCAAUCUAAUGAAUACAGAGCUCAGUAAUGCCCUUCAGCAAGAUGUUGAUCUGAGGUUGUCAACUAUAUCCGCUCGGCUGGAUUGA
Laccaria bicolor S238N-H82 is the source of this 390-nucleotide messenger RNA. RefSeq lists its product as uncharacterized. The transcript has 3 exons. The coding region runs from base 1 to 390 and encodes 129 amino acids. Lineage: Eukaryota; Fungi; Basidiomycota; Agaricomycetes; Agaricales; Hydnangiaceae. Gene Ontology annotation, cellular component: mitochondrion. The record is from RefSeq and is a predicted model, not a curated record. Gene Ontology annotation, biological process: intracellular iron ion homeostasis; iron incorporation into metallo-sulfur cluster. Gene Ontology annotation, molecular function: ferrous iron binding; iron chaperone activity; ferroxidase activity.